AUGAAGUUCCCAAGCGCCUUCCUCCCCCUCUCCCUCAGCCUCCUGGCAUCAACGACCCUCGCCGUAAGCGUAACGCAGAUCCAAAAGGGCGGAACCGAAACGGAGCUCAGCAUCGCAACCGACGGCGUCUGCGUGGAUCUGUUCCAGGGAACCUACGGCGCAGUCCUCAACGACGGAGCCAACGGGACGGCGUGUGUUUUCUGGGUUGACUCCGGCUGCUCCGGACCGUCUAUCGGUACAGCGACGACAUGCAAGCCCGAGGUUGAACUGCCCGAUGGCGCGAAUGGGAUCCGGUGCUUUGCGCCGGGGACUGAAUAA
Molecule: messenger RNA, 318 nt
Organism: Aspergillus calidoustus
Lineage: Eukaryota; Fungi; Ascomycota; Eurotiomycetes; Eurotiales; Aspergillaceae
Source: the annotation of a GenBank genome assembly